AUGGACUCACGUGUCAAUGGAGGUUUAACUUAUAAUGACUUUCUUAUUUUGCCCGGAUAUAUUGAUUUUCCAGCUUCUGAAGUAUCUUUGGAGACCAAGAUCACAAAAAACAUCACUUUAAAGACGCCGUUUGUUAGCUCGCCUAUGGACACUGUAACAGAAUCCGAAAUGGCUAUUAACAUUGCCUUAUUGGGAGGUAUUGGUGUCAUUCAUAACAAUUGUUCACCGGAUGAACAAGCUGAGAUGGUUAGGAAGGUGAAAAAAUUCGAAAAUGGCUUUAUCACAGAUCCUGUAUGCUUAACUCCUAAACAUACCGUGGCUGAUGUGCAUAGGAUCAAAGCUCAAUUUGGUUAUAGUGGAAUUCCGAUUACUGUCCUUGAUGUCUCUUUGCCAAAGGUUUCAUAUGAAAUGGAUAUGAUGAAUAAAAAUUGUAUAACUUUCGUUCUUCCGAAUGCGAACGGAAAACUCUACAGCAUACUUCUUGGUAUUGUUACUGCUCGUGAUAUUCAAUUCCAUGAAGAUCAUACCACACUACUUAAAGAUGUUAUGACAACCGAUCUUGUGGUAGCACAUGAAGGUGUUACUCUUGAAGAAGCUAAUCAAAUACUUAGGUGUAGUAAACGUGGGAAGUUACCGAUUGUCAAUUCUCGUGGUGAAUUGGUUGCAUUACUUGCUAGGUCCGAUUUGCUUAAAAAUCUUAAUUUUCCUCUGGCAUCGAAGUCUCCCCACUCGAAGCAAUUGAUUUGUGCUGCAGCCAUUGGAACUCGAUUCGAAGAUAAAGCGAGACUUCGAAAGUUGGUUGAUGCAGGAUUAGAUAUUGUAGUAUUGGAUUCUAGUCAGGGAAAUUCAUCAUACCAAGUUGAAAUGAUACAAUAUAUCAAAAAAACAUAUAGCGAAACACUUGAGGUCAUCGCCGGUAAUGUUGUCACUCGAGAGCAAGCGGCUCGGUUGAUUGAAGCUGGUGCUGACGCACUGCGCGUCGGCAUGGGUAGUGGCAGUAUAUGCAUUACACAGGAAGUUAUGGCUGUAGGUCGUCCUCAAGGAACUGCUGUAUACAUGGUCGCUCAAUUUGCCAAAAAAUUUGGUAUUCCAGUAAUUGCAGAUGGAGGUAUUCAAAAUAUUGGGCAUAUUACAAAAGCUUUAGCUCUUGGAGCUUCUUCUGUAAUGAUGGGUGGGUUACUCGCUGGUACUACUGAAUCUCCUGGUGAUUAUUUUUAUCAUGAAGGUCAGAGACUAAAGAAAUAUCGUGGCAUGGGUUCGUUGGAUGCAAUGGAACGAAAUAUUUGCGGCACAAGUUCGAAUAAUAAUAAUACUGCUGCAGGUAGAUAUUUUUCUGAAAGAGACGUUAUUAAAGUUGCACAAGGCGUUGCUGGUGCCGUUAUUGAUAAGGGUAGUAUUAGAAAGUUUGUUCCAUAUUUAAUGACCGGAUUACAACAUGCAUUACAAGAUGUUGGAGUUAAGAGUAUAAGUCAGUUAUGGGAAAAUGCUGAAUCUGGUAAAUUAAGAUUUGAAUUGAGAACCGUUGCUGCACAAGUCGAGGGUGGUGUACAUGGUUUAUUUUCGUGA
Cetraspora pellucida is the source of this 1566-nucleotide messenger RNA. The record is from the annotation of a GenBank genome assembly. Lineage: Eukaryota; Fungi; Glomeromycota; Glomeromycetes; Diversisporales; Gigasporaceae.